This is a messenger RNA of Medicago truncatula (barrel medic), 4445 nucleotides long. Its product is annotated as golgin subfamily A member 4. NCBI's taxonomy places the organism in Eukaryota, Viridiplantae, Streptophyta, Magnoliopsida, Fabales, Fabaceae. Bases 200 to 4162 code for a protein of 1320 amino acids. The transcript is spliced from 5 exons. The record is from RefSeq and is a predicted model, not a curated record.
UUUCUCACUUUACUCUCUUCUCAAAUUGAAAAAUCAAAUUCUAGAUACUUCGACUUCUUCUUCUUCUCUCUUCUUUACCUUACAUCUUCCAUUUCUCACAGCUUUUAGCUCAACCAUUACCGUAACAACACAUUAUAAAGCCUCAACAACGUUAUUGAUUUUACACUUGCUGAAGCUUUUCAGUUUGCACAGUUGAAUCAUGGAUUUUGAGCCUAUUGAUGAUGUUAGGGAACAUGUUCCUUUGUUACCAACGUUUUCCCGGGUUUCGAGUUUGGAAAAAUGUAGUAGUAGUGCUGUUAAGAAGAGGGGUUCUGAUUUUCAUGACAACAGCAAUUCCUUGCAUCUUUCUGUUAAGAAAUCAAAGCUGUUGAAUGACGAUCACCACAAUGAUAUUUCAUUGUCGAAGAAAUUGACUGAUAAAUCAUUUUCCUCGCUGAAGAAAGACCUUGCGGUGUUAGAAAAAUUAUUUGAGGAGUGUAAAAGGAAGCAGAAAGUUGAAGAGAGAAGAUUACAGUCCAUAAAGAGAGAAACUGAAGAGUGCUGCAAAGAUCUUCAAAUUAAGAUGGACCAAGUUAGUGUUGUUAGAAGAAUUGAUGAUGCUUGCGAGAAAGUGCAGGAAAAAAUUGACGAUUGUAUCAAGGAGUUUGUAGUGAAAGAAGAGGAGCUCUAUUUGAUGGAAAACUUGAUUAAAGAGAGCAAGCUUGAGCUCAAGGCAAAAGAGAUAGAACUUGAUCAAGUCAAGGGUAACAUUUCAAAAGAAAUAGAACUUCGUCAAGUCAUUGAUAACAUUGAUAAGGACCAUGAAAGGAAGGAAGAGGAAAUCAAGGCUCUUUCCCAAAAAAUUGCUGAACUUGCUUUGGACUGUAAGGCCAAAGAGAACGAGCUUGAUGCAGUGAACAAAUUAAUUGGUGAACAAGCAGAAAAGUUAGAAUCUGAAAGGAAGAAGGCAAGAAAUAUAAUAUCAGAAAUGAAGAAUAGUAUUGCUCAGAUGAAGGAAUUUGAGUCAAAGCAGAAGCGAUUUGAUGAUCGGUUUAAGGAACUUGAGUCAAAAGAGAAAAAGUGUGAAGAAUGGGUAACAAAGCUGGAUUCAAGAGAGAAGCAGCUUGAAGGCCGUGUGAAUGAAUCUGAAUCAAAGGAGAAGGAACUUGAAGGUCGUAUGAAUGAGCUUGAAUCAGAAAAGGAGCAUUUCAAAAAUCGGGUGAAGGAGCUUGAUACAAAAGAAAAGCAAGUUGAAGGACGAGCAAUGGAGCUAGAGUCAAAAGAGAAGCGGAGUGAAGGACGAGCAGAGGAGCUUCAGUCAAAGGAGAAGCACUUUGAAGAAUGGGCAAAGAAGCUGGAGUCAAGAGAGAAGCAGCUUGAUGUCCGUUUGAAAGAAUUUGAAUUAAACGAGAAGGAAAUUGAAGGUCGUAUGAAUGAGCUUGAUAAAAAAGAGAAGCAAGUUGAAGGACGAGCAAUAGAGCUAGAGUCAAAAGAGGUGCAAUGUGAAGUCUGGGUGAAGGAGUUUGAAUCAAAACAGAAGGAAUUUGAAGGUCGAUUGAAGGAGCAUGAAUCAAAGGAGAAGGAACUUGAAGGCCGUGUGGAAUCUAAAAAGAAGCAUUUCGAAAGCAUGAUGGAGGAGCUCAAAUCAAGCAUGAGUUCAUUGAAAGGACAGGUUGAGGAACUUGACUCCAAAGAGAAGCAACUUGAUGGCCAAGUGAAGGAGCUGGAAUCUCAAAAGAAUCACUUUGAAAGUCAGGUGAAGGAGUUUGAAUCAAAAAAGAAGGAAUUAGAGUUGAAAGAUAACGAACUUGUAGGCAAAGUAAAGAAGUUUGAAUCAAAAGAGAAGGAAUUUGAAUACCUAAUGAUGGGCUCGGUAUCAAAACAGGAGCAUUUUGAAAACCGGAUGAAGGAUCUUGAAUUAAAAGAGAAGAAUUUUGAAGGUCGAGUAAAAGAGUUGGAAUUUAAAAAGCAGCAAAUUGAAAGCCAAAUGAAGGAGCUUGAGUUAAAACAAAAACAUUUUGAAAGCCAGAUGAAGGAGUUUGAGUCAAAAGAGAAGCAACAUGAAGGCUGGGUGAAGGAGCAUGGAUCAAAAGAGAGAGAGUUUGAAGGCCAAAUGAAGGAUUUGGAAUCAGGAAGGAAGCAUUUUGAAAGCCAAGUGGACGAGCUCAAGUCAAAAGAGAGGCAAUUUGAAGGACAGAUGAAGGAGUUUCAAUCAAAAGAGGAGGAAUUUAAAGGUCAAGUAAAGGAGUUUGAAUCAAAGAAGGAGGAAUUUGAAGGUCGAUUGAAGGAGCAUGAAUCUAAGGAGAAGGAAUUUGAGAAGCAACAUGAAGGCUGGGUGAAGGAGCAUGGAUCAAAAGAGAGAGAAUUUGAAGGCCAAAUGAAGGAUUUGGAAUCAGGAAGGAAGCAUUUUGAAAGCCAAGUGGACGAGCUCAAGUCAAAAGAGAGGCAAUUUGAAGGCCAGGCGAAGCAGCUGGAAUCUAAAAGGAAGCAUUUCGAAAGCCAAAUGAAGGAGUUUGAGUCUAAAGAGAAGCAACUUGAUAGCCAAGUGAAGGAGCUGGAAUCUAAAAAGAAGCUGUUUGAAAGCCAAGUGAAGGAGUUAAAGUCAAAAGAUAACCAACUUGUAGGCCAAUUGAGGAAGUUUAAAUCAAAAGAGAGGGAAUUUGAAGGCCAGGCGAAGCAGCUGGAAUCUAAAAGGAAGCAUUUCGAAAGCCAAAUGAAGGAGUUUGAGUCUAAAGAGAAGCAACUUGAAGGCCAAGUGAAGGAGCAUAAAUCAAAAGAGAGAGGAUUCGAAGGCCAACUGAAGGAACUGGAAUCCAAAAAGAAGCAUUUUGAAAAUCAAGUGGAGGAGUUCAAAUCAAAAGAGAGGCAAUUGAAAGGACAGGUUAAGGAAAUUGAGUCUAAAGAGAAGAAAUUUGAUGGCCGAGUGAAGGAGUUUGAAUCUAAAGAGGAUGACUUUGAAGGCCGAAUGAAGGAGCAUGAAUCAAAAGAGAGAGAAUUUGAAAUUCAAGUGAAGGAGCUGCAAUCUAAAAAGAAGCAGGUUGAAAGCCAAGUUAAGGAGUUAGAGUCAAAAGAUAACCAACUUAUAUGCAAAAUAAAGGAGUUUGAAUCAAAGGAGAAGGAAUUUGAAGAACAAGUGAAGGACAUAAAAUCAAAGGAGGAGGAACUCGAAUCAAAAAAGAAGCAUUUCGAAAGCCAAGUCGAGGAGUUUAAAUCAAAAGAGAAGCAAUUUGAAGAACGAUGGAAUAAACUUGAGUCAGAAGAGAAUAAGUUCAAAGCAAAGGUGAAGGAGCUCAACUUCAAAGAAAAGUGGUUUGAAGGACAAGUCAAGGAUCCUGUGUCAAGGAAAAAAUAUAUUGAUGGAGAAAAAGAAUCGGUUGCAUCUUACAUGUAUGAUCAAUCAAGUCAUGCCUUUGGUGGAAUAAGUUUGCAGUUGGGCACAAGCGAGAAAACUGAUGGAGUUGAGUCACUUUUCAAUGGUGUUUUAGUUAAUCUGCAAGAAUCAUCAGAUCCAUCAAAACUUGUUUUGGAAAUGAUACUGAACCCCAUCAUUCCACGGUGUCAAAAGGGAGACAAUGUGAUUAUUACUGAUUACCAAAUCCAUCUACUUGAACAACUGAUGAGAAUCUCACCAGAUAUUGAACCUUGUGAGAGAGAAAAAGCAUUGAAGCUAGCAUAUGAUUUAAAAGAAAACAUGAAAGACAAUACUGAAAAAUCUUUGGCGGUUCUUGGUUUUCUGCUGCUUUUGUCAAUUUAUAAAUUGCUUGAUUCAUUUGAUGAAGAUGAAGUUCUGGAUCUUUUUGCAUUUGUUGCUCUGCACAAAAUUGCUGUGGAGCUGUUUGGAUGCCUGGGUUUUGCAAACAGAGUUUCUGAUUUUGUUAAGCGUCUUAUCAUGAGGAAGCAAAUUGUUGAAGCUGUUCAGUUCAGUUGUGCAUAUAACUUGACUGACAAGGAUCAAUUAGUUGAUAUGUUGCAAGAACAUGUCCAGAAUGCCAAACUUAUUUGUGAGAGCAGUUGCAAGAAAACCAACUCCAUUGAAAUCAAGGAUAAGGCCAGAGAUCAAGAAAUUGCUAGUCUGGGGACUGUUCUGCAAUGCAUUUCGGUCAGCAGCCUAGAAUCUGCGGGUCUGCUUCAUAAGGAGAUCGACUAUCGCAUUCUUGAGCUCAAAGCACAUAAAGGCUGUUAGUUUUUGGGCUGAAACAAGCUAAUGUAAACAAAUGGGGUAAUGGAAACCUGCUAACUUAUACACUACUGUUGUUGGGGUAGAGAGUGCUUGUGUUUGUUAAACAAGAGACAAGUUCCUCAAUGAAUUCAUGUCAAAUUAUUUUUAUCAAAUGUCAUUUUAAACUUGAAAUUUAUAAAUGCCUUCCUCAACAGUGGUUAAGAAGUAGCACAGUUCAGAGAAAAUACUACCACAUAAUUCUUUGAUUCCCCCUCCAUACACGGUAUAAUAUGACAGAUUUACUUUA